AUGGCCGAAGAUGAAGUCGUCGACGAAACGUCACAGAUCUCGGCUACUGACUCGAGCGACGAUGACUCCGAGGAAGAACAGAUCGAAACCCUUGUUGCCGGCAGGGAGAGGCGGAGGACCGCAGGCAAUCGAUAUGAUAGGGACAUGGUACUAGAAGAAGCGGGUGACGGAGAGGAUGCGGAUGAGGUUGCACUGCUUUUUGCAGACAAUGAGCAAGAGGAGGACGACGAGUUCAACAGUGGCGACGAUGACGAAGACGCCGACAUGUCAUCGAGUGACGAUGACGACCAAGGACCCAAUGCCACGGUCGACGAUAUGGAGGGCGAGAAGGAGCUUCAGAAACAAGCGAAAGCCGAACGAGCAAGGAAGCGUAAAGCCGAUUUGGCUUUGACGAGUGUUGCCGGUCUCCGGAAAAAGCUAAAGACCGAUCCUACCAGACCAGCAGCUAUCACCGCGCCGGCAAAACCUUCCAAGAAGAAAGAGAGAGUAACUUGGGUGCACGAUCCAGAUUCUGGGCGAAGUUCUUUACGGAAGCAGACAAUUGCUCAUCGAGCCGAAACUAUCGCACGACUGAAGGAGAGCGAGGCACAAAGCAAGAAGCUUAAAGCGCUAAAAGAGCAAAGAGACAGAGAACGGGCAAAGGAUGCCCCAAAGGAGCUCACGCAGGCCGAUCGCUUGGCAGAAGCUGCAAGGAUUGAGAGACAAAACGCGAAGAGUUUGAACAGAUGGGAAGCUCUCGAGAAGAAAAGGCAAGAAGAGCAGGCAGCAAAGCUUGCCGCGCUCAAGAACAGGAAACUCGAAGGUCCUGUCAUCACUUGGUGGAGCGCAAAAGCAACCUGGGUUGGACCAAAGCUGAGCAAGAUUGGGACGAAAGACGCCGGCGAAAUCUUUGAGGCAGGCACGGAACCCAAGAAGCGUGGUAGGAAGUCUAAAGCAUUCCUCGAACAACAGGCGGCCGAAAAAGCAGCUCAAUAUGCGGUACCUUCAACCACGGCAACAUCAUCAGAGCCUUCCGCGACCUCUCAACCGAAGCCAGAUGUGCCAGAAACAGCACCAACUGAAGGACUGCCGACUACGCCGUCACACCCAGAUGCGGCUACGCCGAUGGAGCUUGAUUCGAACCAGCCACCCGAACAUCCAUCGAAACCUGACCAGAGUGUGGCCUCCGAAACAGCAUUACCUACGCAAACACCCUCCGAAACACCUGCAUCACCUAUGGCCACAACAUCGAAACCUUCACCGGCGCCUGGUGGUGACAUCGAAAAUCCUCAUGAAGCCAUGGAAGAAAUGGCAUCAAAACAAGAUGGAGCGCCGCCAGCAGUCGAAGAAGACUCGGUUUUGAAUGGUAUUCAAGAGUAUGCAGACAUGCCUACAGAAAGCAAUGCAUCGGGAAGCCGCCAUGGGAGCCCUGAUCCGAAAACAGCGGCAGAGCCAGAGAAGACGGUACAGAUUUCAGACCCGGAACAGGUCAAAGCGCAGACUCGACCAGAGCAAGAAAAGAAAGUCUCCGCGGAGACCGCCUCCACUGACACAGAAUUCACCGAAAUCAAAACGGCCCAGGAGCCGAGUCUGGAGACGGAGGCAAAACAGACAUCAGAACCUCCGGAUAUUUCGGUCUCCAAUCCUGUGCCAAAUAGUCCGGUCGGCGGCGCCCCUGUUACGAAUAUACAGUCUGAUCCGCCACAAGCAAGCCCACAAGUCGAUCCCCAAAAGACUGUAGUCAAGGUGGAAGGUAGCACAGAAGCACCUCUCGCAGCGGCAGCACCACAACCCGAGCCAACCGUGGAGUAUUCAACGCGGAACAUUGUGAUUUUGGAAACGUUUGACGAGCUUUCCGACGAUGGUCGACGUGAUUACGCCUUGUUCUACAACAAGACUGUGAAGAAGGUAGACAAACGGGUAAAACAUGUUCAGGAACUCUGUCCUAUCACAGCCCUGCCCGUCAGAUAUCGCGACCCGGGCACGGGAAUUGGCUAUGCCAAUGUCGUUGGCUACCAAAAACUCCAGGACUUGAAGCAGCAUCGCUAUAUCUGGAGCAGUAUGCUAGGAUGCUAUGUCGGCCGCGAGGGAGGACCAGUUGCCCGUGGAGUGCCUGAGGGAUUCGCGGACAAGGCUUGA
Messenger RNA from Exophiala spinifera, 2118 nucleotides. RefSeq lists its product as uncharacterized. Gene Ontology annotation, biological process: chromatin remodeling; regulation of DNA-templated transcription. Gene Ontology annotation, molecular function: ATP-dependent H2AZ histone chaperone activity. Gene Ontology annotation, cellular component: nucleus. NCBI's taxonomy places the organism in Eukaryota, Fungi, Ascomycota, Eurotiomycetes, Chaetothyriales, Herpotrichiellaceae. The record is from RefSeq and is a predicted model, not a curated record. The coding region runs from base 1 to 2118 and encodes 705 amino acids. The transcript has a single exon.